AUGGAAACUCCGGCAUGGGUCAAACGUUUCGAGGAUGAAUCACAAUCAGGACUUUCUUCAUGUGUCAUUCCAUCAACUUCCAGGAAGACCGAAUCGUCGUGGAGUUUUGGCAGUCUCUCAGACCAGGAUCUGAGAUCCCUGCACCACUCGAAUACUUUCUCAAAUGAUUACUGUGAUGGAUUGUCCCCGGAAAAAGAAUUCCCCUGCCUACAGAACAUUCAGUCCGAGUGUUCGUUGGCAGAGAAAGAAAGACGAAAAAAGAAGAGAAGACGACAAAUUGAUGAAACGUCUGGAUAUAGUACAACAUCUCUGAGUGAAAUGUCGGAGUUCGAAACUUCCGCAAAGACAGGAGAUCGUCGGCGUAGUUCAACUACACAUCACUUGUACGUUGGGAAAAGGCGAGAGUCGCCAUCUGACAAUCGUAGCGAUAAAAGUAGGCGUGAAAGUGCAGUUUCAAAAUCACAUUCAAAUAGACAUUUAAAUGAAAUUUCCAAAGGGUCAUCCCGAACUGAUAUGGAGAGAACAGGACACAGAAUUCCGAGAGUUCCUUCAACUGCGGAAAGCAUUGGCAGUUUAAAUAGUGGUCGGAGUGCGCGGAGCAAUCAUACCCACCGAAGCAAUCACUCUAAAUCACAUAUACACACUUCACAGACGAAACUGGCUAGUUCAGUAUCUACAGAACAUAACCCUUUUGCCUUUAUACAGCCCGCUCCUGAAUCUUUUAGUUCUCGUUUUCGAAAAACAAUGAGACCCUGCAUGGGGGUAUUGAUUAUGCUCAUAUUAGCUGCAAGUCUCGGAGCUGCCAUCUACUUCGCGAUUGAACUAAAAAAAACACACGAAGACGAAAUAGAAAUGUUACGUGCCAAUUUAGCUGUAAAAAUAAAGAAUACGCGAUACGGCAAAUCAUUGGAUGAGUUGAUGCAAUCAGACUUCAAAGGGCUUGCAUUAGACUAUUGCCAACAGAUGGAUCGUUAUUAUCAACGUAGUCAUUUCAAAACUACAUACAGAGGGUGUGAAGUUAUUUCCAUCAAGAAUGAGCACAUCAACUUUACCCUUUUCUUCAUGGAAAAAGAUGCGACAAAAAAGGAUAUUAUAUCAGUAAUAGAGACUGCCUCACCAAGAGUGGACAAAUCGGGACAAAGUGAUGCUGUGGAAGAUAAAUUUGAAAUAGAGCUAGAAAAUGUUAAAAUUAAAAUAGAACAUAAAAGGACCCCUGUUUCAUUUAAUAAGUUGAGUGACAUAUCUACUUCUGAAUCGGAUAAUGCUGCUAAAGACACUGCAAGUCACAAAGAGGAAUCCUGGCCUUCCUCAGAUAGAGACAGCAAUGGAGAGAAGGCGAUAGUAACUACAACCACUACACGACCGACGACAGUGACUCCAUCCAAAACAGAUUUGGCGUGGACACCUUGUGCCUUUAAGGAUGGCUCCUUCUAUCCACAUCCCAUAGUGUGUAACAAAUAUUUCCAGUGUGAGCACGGUCAAUCUCGACUCCAAACAUGUACAGGGGAUUUACUGUUUGACGUAACUUCGGCGGUAUGUGUAAAGGACAGGGCUAACCUGGUCUGUCCUAAUGCAGCUGUUGCACCACCAGCGCCACCGACCAGUCCAGUUAGAGUCACGACCACGACCUCCACGUUUUCCACAACACAAGCGACAACUCAAGAAACACCACAUAGUGACACAGAUCGGAAUAACAGUUCAAAGACGUCAUCAAUAUAUCCAUCACGACCAGCUUAUUCCCGAACACCUUGUAAGAAGGGAACCCCCGGCAAACUUUUCCCUCAUCCGGACAACUGUCUUAAGUUUAUCCAAUGUAUAAGUCCUAACAAAGGCGUUGUCCAAAAAUGUGCAACAGACUUAGUGUAUGACCCGGAAGCCAUGGCUUGUAUUUUCCCGCGGAACCUCGAACUGUUGUGUCCUGAUCUUAUUCCGUGUGACGGAAUAGUCCGCGGAUAUUUCCCACAUCCCUACAACUGUUCUAAGUAUAUUCAGUGUGAGUCGGGAACUGAAGUGAUCCAGUCCUGUAACGUUGGUCUCGUGUGGGAUCCGGUGAUUAAUUCCUGUGUAUUUAGAACUCCGUCGAGUAUAUGUCCAAACGCCACGAAACCAGUAUAA
Molecule: messenger RNA, 2115 nt
Organism: Ylistrum balloti
Lineage: Eukaryota; Metazoa; Mollusca; Bivalvia; Pectinida; Pectinidae
Exons: 8
Coding region: 1-2115 (704 amino acids)
Cellular component (GO): extracellular region
Molecular function (GO): chitin binding
Source: RefSeq, a predicted model, not a curated record